Molecule: messenger RNA, 1479 nt
Organism: Suncus etruscus (white-toothed pygmy shrew)
Lineage: Eukaryota; Metazoa; Chordata; Mammalia; Eulipotyphla; Soricidae
Gene: CDK6
Product: cyclin dependent kinase 6
Exons: 7
Coding region: 1-981 (326 amino acids)
Biological process (GO): G1/S transition of mitotic cell cycle; protein phosphorylation; regulation of G2/M transition of mitotic cell cycle
Cellular component (GO): nucleus; cytoplasm; cyclin-dependent protein kinase holoenzyme complex
Molecular function (GO): ATP binding; cyclin binding; cyclin-dependent protein serine/threonine kinase activity
Source: RefSeq, a predicted model, not a curated record
AUGGAGAAGGACGGCUUGAGCCGAGCCGACCAGCAGUAUGAGUGCGUGGCGGAGAUCGGGGAAGGCGCCUACGGGAAGGUGUUCAAGGCCCGCGACCUCAAGAACGGCGGCCGGUUCGUGGCGCUCAAGCGCGUGCGGGUGCAGACGAGCGAGGAGGGGAUGCCGCUCUCCACCAUCCGCGAGGUGGCGGUGCUGAGGCACCUGGAAACCUUUGAGCACCCCAACGUGGUCAGGUUAUUUGAUGUAUGCACAGUGUCACGUACAGACAGAGAAACAAAACUAACAUUAGUGUUUGAACAUGUUGAUCAAGAUUUGACCACUUAUUUGGAUAAAGUUCCAGAUCCUGGGGUGCCCACUGAAACCAUAAAGGAUAUGAUGUUUCAACUUCUUCGUGGUCUGGACUUUCUUCAUUCUCAUAGAGUAGUGCAUCGUGAUCUGAAACCACAGAACAUUCUGGUGACCAGCAGUGGACAGAUAAAGCUGGCUGAUUUUGGCCUUGCCCGCAUCUACAGUUUUCAAAUGGCUCUUACCUCUGUGGUUGUCACACUGUGGUACAGAGCUCCAGAAGUCUUGCUUCAGUCCAGCUACGCCACCCCCGUGGAUCUCUGGAGUGUUGGCUGUAUAUUUGCAGAAAUGUUUCGCAGAAAGCCUCUUUUUCGUGGAAGUUCAGAUGUUGAUCAACUAGGAAAAAUCUUGGAUGUGAUCGGGCUCCCAGGAGAAGAAGACUGGCCUAGAGAUGUUGCUCUUCCCAGACAGGCUUUUCAUUCCAAAUCCCCUCAACCAAUUGAGAAGUUCGUAGCAGAUAUUGAUGAACUAGGCAAAGACCUACUUCUGAAGUGCUUGACAUUUAAUCCAGCCAAAAGAAUAUCUGCCUAUGGUGCCCUAUCUCACCCAUACUUCCAUGACCUGGAGAGGUUCAAGGAAAACCUGGAUUCCCAUCUGCCACCCAGCCAGAACAACUCAGAGAUGACUACAGCUUGAGAACCCAGUUGCUGUCUUGAGUUUAUCAUCCAGAAAACCUGUUGGUGGCUGAUGGUUCACCCUGCGUAAGCCUUGCAGAGCUGUUGAGGAUCACUGGCUGGAGACUCUCUAGCUGGUGUCUGCUGGAUAGGCUCUGCUUCUCUAAGGAAACACCCUAGUUUACUGUAUUGAAAUCAAUGCAAGAAUGAUUGCAGCUUUAUGUUUAUUCGUGUGUCUGUUUGUCUAUCUGUUUCAAGAACCUGGAAAAAUUCCAGAAGAAGAGAAGCUGCUGACAAAUUGUGCUGCCAUUUCAUUUUUCUAACCUUGAAUGCUGCCAGUGUGAAGUGAGCAAUCCAGGCACAGAUGAGUUAUGAUGUAAUCUCUCUGCAGCUGCCAGAGCCUGAUUUGGUACUUUUGGACUGAGUGUGUGUGCAUUUGUGUCUUGCUCUCUUAAAGUGUGGCUUUCUGUAAACAACCAGAAUAAUUGACUCAUAAAGAUUCAAAGUGACUGAUAAAUAA